AUGGCUCCCAAGGUUCUCGUUGUCCUUACCUCCCAGGCCCAGAUUCCUGGCCGCGACCACGCCACCGGAUGGUUUCUGCCCGAGUUUGCCCACCCGUGGGAGGUCCUCCAUGAGAAGGUCGAGCUCACCAUCGCCUCCCCUAAGGGUGGUGAGGCUCCCCUCGACCCCUCUUCGAUCAAGAUGUUCGAGAGCGACCCCGUAUCGACCAAAUUCCUGAAUGAGCAGCAGUCGCUUUGGAAGAACACCCACAAGCUGGCUGAUUUCCUGCCACGCGUUUCGGAGUUCGAUGCCAUUUUCUAUGUCGGUGGCCAUGGACCGAUGUUUGACCUCCACUACGACGAGACCUCCCUUGCCCUUAUCCAGGCUUUCGCUGCCGCCGGAAAGCCCGUCUCCGCAGUCUGCCACGGCCCGACCGUGUUCGUCAAGGCGACCACCAAGUCUGGACAGCCCUUGCUCGCCAACUCCACCGUUACCGCCUUCACCAACGUUGAAGAAGACCAGGCACAGCUGACCGCGCUCAUGCCAUACCUGGUCGAGGAUGAGAUGAACAAGAUCCCCGGAUGUAAAUUUGUUAAGGCCGAUCAGCCGUGGGGCGAGAAGGUUGUUGUCUCGAAGACCUCCGACGGCGCUACCCUGAUCACCGGUCAGAACCCGGCCAGUGCGACGGGUACCACACUGACAGCGAUGAUCCCUCCCCAUUUCUAUGGACCUCCCAUUUGGGGAAUCGACAGGGACGGUCCAGGUACUAAAUUAGCCAAGAGACUAGCAGCGGCCAAAGGCGUUGCGGCAUUGCAGAAUGUGUGCUGCUUUAUUGCAUCCGCUCAUAUGAAGAGAUAUGCAAGGGAUGAAGCUGAUCGCCCGGCAUUGGCUGGGUUAACAGUCGCUGCUCAGGGUUCGCAGGAUGGCUAUGACCGGGAUUUAUUCCCCCAUUGGAUCAGCCAGGGCCACUCAUGCGAUACUCGUGAAGUCGUUCUUGCGCGCGAUGGUGAGGAUGUCGAAAAGAAUGAUUCCUGCUCUCCCACUAGUGGAACAUGGUACUCGCCGUAUGAUGGGAAGACCUGGACAGAUAAAAGCGAUCUAGACAUCGACCAUGUUGUACCGCUUUCCAAUGCCUGGAAGAGCGGAGCGUCAGACUGGACCACCGACCAACGUCAGGCUUUCGCCAAUGAUUUGGAGAACCCUCAACUACUUGCGGUGACGAACUCUGUUAACCGCGAGAAGAGCGAUGAUGGGCCGGAGGACUGGAAGCCUCCUCUGACUUCGUACUAUUGUACCUACGCAAAGAUGUGGGUCCGAGUCAAGUCGGUGUAUAACUUGACUAUUACACAGGAUGAGAAGGGUGCUCUGGUUGACAUGCUUGACUCGUGUUAG
Aspergillus pseudotamarii is the source of this 1371-nucleotide messenger RNA. Its product is annotated as class I glutamine amidotransferase-like protein. NCBI's taxonomy places the organism in Eukaryota, Fungi, Ascomycota, Eurotiomycetes, Eurotiales, Aspergillaceae. Bases 1 to 1371 code for a protein of 456 amino acids. Gene Ontology annotation, molecular function: glyoxalase III activity. The record is from RefSeq and is a predicted model, not a curated record. The transcript has 10 exons.